This is a messenger RNA of Artibeus jamaicensis (Jamaican fruit-eating bat), 2603 nucleotides long. RefSeq names its product prickle planar cell polarity protein 4 (gene PRICKLE4). Bases 210 to 1559 code for a protein of 449 amino acids. Lineage: Eukaryota; Metazoa; Chordata; Mammalia; Chiroptera; Phyllostomidae. The transcript has 10 exons. Gene Ontology annotation, molecular function: zinc ion binding. The record is from RefSeq and is a predicted model, not a curated record.
ACAGCGCGGUCUGUCCAGAACGGCCCAGACACCAGCGCGCGGCGACGGUGAGAACCCAGCGGAGUCCCGUCUGCUUCUCUGAACUUCCAGCAGCCGGAGUGGGAACCCCAGCUGGCUCGACACUACACCACGCCCCGCCUACAAGGAGGGGGCCCCGCGAAGUCCAAGAAAAAAAAUUUGGGAAUCUACCCAGAGGGAAACCUGAACUGAUGGACAGAGCAGGAAGGAAACAGACUUUGCCACCAAUGUCAGUGCCAAACCCUGGCUGGUCCCACCGAGGGGAGAGCCCCCCCACUCGGGAGCCAGGUCUGCCAGUGAGCCUAGACGGUGACCCAGGCCGCCCGCCACAGGGGGACCCUGAGGAGGCCUCUGCUCAGAUGUUGUUCCAGAUUGGAGAAGAGGUCUCUCCUCAGCAUCCUGCCAUUCUGCGCCAGGGGCUCCCUGGCCUGGACACCAACCCAGCUGCCAACUGGCCUCGGCUCUCCACGCUCCUGCAGCAACUCCCUCCACAGGACAGCGAUGAGCAAUACUGCCUGGCCCUUGGUGAGGAGGAGCUGGCCGAGCUGCGGCUCUUCUGUGCCCAGCGGAGGCGGGAGGCCCUGGGACAGGGAGUGGCAAACCUGGUACCUCCCAAGCUCAAAAGCACCUGUGAGAAGUGCAGGGAGCCGCUGAAGCCGGGGGAAUAUGGAGUGUUUGCAGCCCUGGCAGGAGAGCAGCAUUGCUGGCACCGGGCUUGCUUUGCCUGCCAGGCCUGUGGCCAGGCCCUGAUAAACUUCAUCUACUUCUACCACGAUGGGCAUCUCUACUGCGGCCGUCAUCACGCUGAGCUGCUGAGGCCACGCUGUCCUGCUUGUGACCAGCUGAUAUUCUCCCGGCGCUGCACUGAGGCAGAGGGACAGUGCUGGCACGAGAACCACUUCUGCUGCCAAGACUGCGCCGGGCCCUUGGGCGGAGGACGUUAUGCCCUGCAGGGGGGCGGCCCUUGUUGCCCCAGCUGCUUUAGGAGUCGAUAUUCGGAUGUCGGCUCCAGCCCGGCCGAGACACUAGAAGAAAGGCCGCCCCUUGCAGCGCCCCCCGUCCGCCAACCGCAUGCCCCAGACCCGAGCCUCGGGGCCCGCAGCUCUCACCGCGCAUCCCUGGCCGGAGCGCUCCAAGGGCCUCCCGUUCCCACCCCGCGCCGCGGAGCGGGUGAGGCGGGGCUCGACAGAGUUGAAGGAGGUGACAAUGAUCCACUACACUUCGCGACCAUCUCCGGAGCAUCCCUCAACGCCGUCCCCAGCUCCAGUCAGGAAACCCAGAGGGGACUGCUUGGGACCAGCCCGGAGCAGGAGUGCCGAACAGGGGACAAAGCUGAGGCACCCAAAGGGGGAGGGCAGGGCCCCCUGGAGACGCCCGCUGAUCCCAAGGAGGACGCCCCCUGCCCCACCUGCUCCUCUUCCUCUGACUCAGAACCCGAAGGCUUUUUCUUUGGCCAACGCCUUCCCCUUCCCUGCAAGACCCCCAGAAGCCUGCAAGCUGAGGGCAGUGACACCUCCAGGAAGCACUGCACCAUUUGCUAGUUGCGCGGCCCGGAGAAGGGGGAGUCAGGGUGAGGGAUGAUCUGUAAGGCUUUAGACGCAGACUCUUCUCCCCCCAUAAAAAUCCUAGACUGAGUGCAAAUAGGGACACGCCCAGCAAAUUAGGUCAAAGGGGGCGAGAUGACCUAAUUUGAGUACUCCCUCUUCAGCCCGCGCAUUCUGUGACUUUUUACGGAGACUUUUCUUGGGGAAUUCCCUUCUCCAAAGCUACGCAGCCCCUGCCGAGCUAGCUCCUACUCCGACACGACCUGCUGGGACAGCUGGAUCCCCAGCAUCCUUCUCCUGAGCCAAUGAAAUGAUCACUCAGAGACCACGUGUGGUGUGAGCGGCUCGACCAGCCGAAGGCCUGGGGAGUGCCGGAGGUGGACCGGAGUAGGGCCCGCAGGACCCGGCAUCGCUCCUCCUCUUGCAGAGCUCGUGGAUGCUCGUCCUUGGAGUGACGUGUCUCCCGGACAACCGACCCCACUCUGGCUACGGCGCCCUUAGUAGCCAGUGGCAGGCCAAAGGGCUAGGCCGGAAAUGCGUCAUCCGCUUGCGCCGACACGAUUACGCCAGAGACCUCGCGGAGCGGGAGGGUGUGCUAUGGCUUCUAGUGGGGUCAGUGUGAACCCUGGCGGCUCGGCAAAUGAAGUUUCCGAAGUUCCAGACAACGUGGGGGAUUGGCUUCGGGGCGUGUACCGCUUCGCCACCGAUAGGAAUGACUUCCGGAGACACAGGGAACCCGUGCUGUACUUGAACCUUCCAAGCACAGAUUCUCCAGCCCCUGACCAUCACAAGACUUGUCCUGAUGGCAGCUGAAGUUUGACUCAGAGGGGUACCUUUCCUGCCUGAUUUUUCUUCGCUGAGUCUCCUCAGAACUCCAUUGUCUCGUCAGCAGUCAGGCUUCAGCUAAAGUGUUGUCCUCUGUUUGGUAAACUUCUGUACAUAGUUCCUAAAGUUUCCGCAGGGGGUGAUUUUUGCUCGUCUUGAGGAGUAACCUGAUGGCAUUUUAACAGUUAUUCAAAAUAAAGACUACACACAAAGCCA